This is a messenger RNA of Danio aesculapii, 3672 nucleotides long. It is a transcript of the gene plppr3b, whose product is annotated as phospholipid phosphatase related 3b. The record is from RefSeq and is a predicted model, not a curated record. The coding region runs from base 424 to 2514 and encodes 696 amino acids. Gene Ontology annotation, molecular function: phosphatidate phosphatase activity. Lineage: Eukaryota; Metazoa; Chordata; Actinopteri; Cypriniformes; Danionidae. Gene Ontology annotation, biological process: phospholipid metabolic process; signal transduction; phospholipid dephosphorylation. The transcript is spliced from 8 exons.
CACUGCUGGAGGAGAUCAGUGCGAAUCACUCUCAGAAGAUGCUCAGGAAUGCUGCCACACCUGAUGACUGCUGAUGAUUGACCGAUUUUAUACACACUACAUCAGUGGAUGCAGCACUGACAAAUCAUUUUAUAUCUCACUGUGGGCUCCUUCUGCUACCGAAGCCCCUCAGAUAUCAGACCCCUGAUUGUAGAAGAGCAGUAACAGCAGCUCGGUGAGUUGAGGAAUAUUGUGGUUGGCUCCACAUAACUGGAGUCCACGGCUGCGUGAUUGUUCCGUGGAAAACGUGAGCAGCAAGAGGAAUAUGAACUGAAAGAGCCGCAGUCUAAAAUCGUGAGGAAGGAAUACACUAGAAUUUUCAACUGGGAUAUACAGGGAAUCGCCUGUUUUUACAGUGAAGAAAAUCUUCGGAAGAUCACCACCAUGAUAACUGCACGUGAAAAACUCAAGAAGAAACCCCCCAAAGACAGUCUGACACUGCUACCCUGCUUCUAUUUCGUAGAGUUACCCAUUGUGGCAUCCUCCAUGGUUUCGCUGUACUUUCUGGAACUGACAGACGUGCUUCAGCCAGCGCAGGUGGGAUUCCGCUGCCAUGACAGAUCUCUCAGCAUGCCUUACGUGGACAGCGGCGAUGAGCUUAUACCUCUGCUCAUGCUCCUGAGUCUGGCGUUUGCUGGCCCUGCUGCCUCUAUUAUGAUGGGUGAAGGUCUACUGUAUUGUAUGCAGUCCAAACUUAAGGUUCGACCUGGGAUUGAGGGAAGCAUCAAUGCUGGUGGAUGUAAUUUUAACUCUUUCCUGCGGAGAACUGUUCGUUUUGUUGGUGUUCAUGUGUUUGGGCUCUGUGCAACAGCAUUGGUUACUGAUGUCAUCCAGCUAGCCACUGGCUACCACACGCCAUUUUUUCUCACAGUGUGCAAACCCAAUUACACUGUCCCAGGUGUGUCUUGUGACAAGAACCCUUACAUCACCAAAGACAUUUGCGCUGGGCAGGAUCAGCAUGCUAUUCUAUCCGCCAGGAAAACCUUCCCUUCCCAGCAUGCAACCCUCUCUUCCUUUGCUGCUGUUUAUAUUUCAAUGUACUUCAAUUCAACAAUCUCAGAUAGCACCAAGCUGCUCAAGCCUGUUCUGGUGUUCGCCUUUGCCAUUGCGGCUGCGUUGACAGGACUCACUCAGAUCACCCAGUACCGCAGUCACCCCAUCGAUGUUUAUGUUGGGUUCUGUAUUGGUGCCGGGAUUGCAGCGUACCUGGCUUUCCAUGCUGUUGCCAACUUCAAAUCUCCAGAGGACGCUGUGAUUCUGCAACCUCCUCCUCAGCAGAAAGAUGCUUUGAGGGCUCUGGCCCAGCGAGGUCAUGACUCUGUAUAUAAUAAAGGUCAUGCAUCUGAGAGCAAUGAGGAAAUUACAUCACCAGCAUCUUUAGAUGGGUUGAACAGGCCUGUGCAGCGAGAAAAAACCUCAUUGGGAAGCUUAAAGAGGGCCAGUGUGGACGUGGAGCUACUUGCGCCUCGCAGCCCAAUGGGAAAAGAGACCAUGGUAACAUUCAGUAACACAUUACCCCGUGCUACAGCUCCAGAGGAGCCAACAAGGCGUCUGGUGACAGUACCUGUUCCUGUACCACUGGACCCAAUGCGGUCACAACAAUUAGUGUCUGAAUGGAAACAAAAGUCAAUGGAGAUGCGAGGUGGGAGCUUGCCUGAUGAGGACACCAGUGAUCAGGGCUCAGACGGUGGAGAUGACACAACCACAGAGGAAGAUAGCAUCCAUUCUUCAGUCUAUUCAUCUGUUCCACAUAUGUCUAAACCAGCUAACCCGCCUACAGGUCCAAAAGCAGUGAUGACCCCUCGUCCCCCCGCACAGCCCUCAGUUCCCCCUCCUGUAUCCCCUAAAAGUGCCAGCACCAGAGCCAAAUGGCUAUCCAUCACUGAGAAAAGUGGUGCCAAUAUUCCAGUUCUCAAGGCAGGAAAUCAGCCUCGGAUCAUGCAGGUCAUCGCCAUGUCAAAGCAACAGGGACUCCUGUCUGGAUCUGCAAAAUCCUCAGAAACUUCAUCCUCUUCUGGUACUUCAUCCAUCACGGGCACAGAAUCAUCGCCCAAUCGCUCGGAACGUGACGGCAGUCCAGGCAUCAUAACCGUUGAUGCCCAUGCUCCCCAUCACCCUGUAGUUCGUAUGACCUCCAACCCCAAUAAUCCCUGGGAGUGGAGAGGGUCUUCUGAUGGAAACAUGGCUGAGUCUUACGAGCUGAAAAAUGUAAACCGUGAGGGUUCCCGCAUUUACCGUCAUGUCAGGAGUGGUUCUCCUUGUUCCUCUGCCAGUGAGGCUGACCACGGGCCGCCCCAACCCCCACAACCUCCCCAGCCACCACUUCCCCCUCAACUCCCACCUGUGGGGCACACCUCAGAGGCUCGCAGUCUGCGCCGCAAGACCCCUCUAGUUCUACUGGAUAGGGAGGGCAAUCAGAACCACACUGAACAGGACAACUACUACAAAAAACUUCAAAGCGGCAGACAUUUCUGAGUGAUAUAUAUAUGAACACAACUAUACUUUUUGGUCUUUUUCUUUUAAUUACUUAAUCUGAUUCCAUGAGGAAUAUCUGAACGACUGAAACCAAUACACUUUGAGUCAGCAAAGCUUCGGAAGAUGCUGUUUCUGACGUCUUAAGAGCACAAUGGUUUUUGCCCAGUGAGGGCAAGCCAAACUACAUUAUCACAUCAACACAGUUGUGUUGUAUUUCCAUAAUCAUCAUAUUCCAAAAUUCUUACAAGGCAGAUAGUAAAAUAUUUUUUGGGAUCAUUUUUAUUGCUGCUCUUUUUGUUCAUACUUGGCUUAAAUGUGUGACUGAGAUGUCAAGUCGAAUUUAUAUGUAUGUAUGUAUGUACACGCACGAUUGUUUAGUGUAUGUUGUAGUGCUACAAUGAUAUUAGAAUAUAUUUGCCUUGUAACGCUUAUGGUGAAAACCAAUUCAAGGUGUUUUGUUGGCUUUAAUGAAUGAUAAUUGCUUUGCAAAAGGUUAACAUUUAUUCUACAUCUGCCCAUAAUUGCUAAAAUGGUGUUCUGGACAUUUUCCACAUCUGCUGAAGACAUCCUGUGGAAAAGCUGUGGAAAUAUUGAAGCACUUUGAAUAAGCACUUAUGAAUCACUUCAUCUCGUUCUGUGUUAACAAGUGAAGUGAACUUGAAGGUCUGUGUGGUAUUCCAAAGGAAUGUUAGACAAACAUGGACUCUCAUAAUCCAUCAAGUACCUUGUAAUGGAAUAGCUAUUGGACAACAGUCCACGUGAAGUAUUUUUAUGUGUCAUGAUGAGAAAUAUUUCACUAAAAGAAAUGUGGUGUAAAUCACAAAAAGAAUUUUUACAAGCUCUCUGGGAUUUAUCUGUAAUAGUUAGCGGUCUACUUGUCAUGCUGUUUCCCAGAGGUUCUCCUCUAAAGAUGAACAUGAUGCAUGUUAUGUAAGUGUCGUCAAGGUGGAAGUGAAGCCUUGUCAGUGAAGAAUUCCAAACUCUUAUAAUGUACAUUUGCAGCUGUCAUCGCAGGUUGAAUUCUGUUUGUGUCAACUCUUUCCUUACGGUGCUCUGAGCUGCUCCUGGAUCUCUAUAGAUGGUUGUCCUUACUGGAUGCUUCGUGCUGUUGAUGCAGUUUCUGAAAAAAAAACCAACAUGUAUGACAACAAUAAACAA